Molecule: messenger RNA, 1152 nt
Organism: Effrenium voratum
Lineage: Eukaryota; Dinophyceae; Suessiales; Symbiodiniaceae
Source: the annotation of a GenBank genome assembly
CAAAAUGGUCCGACCAAAGGGACGGCCCUCGGCUCACGCGGCUCGAGGGCCGCCAUUUCCGGAAAAAAAACACCAUUUUGUUUGUUUUUCCGUAAAUUCAGCUUUGCGUGGUUUUUGAGCGUGAUUUUGCAUGACAGGUUGCCGGUGUUGCGUUUUUCUCACGAUUUUCACGUUGUCGGUCGUGUUUGGAAAGAGCUUCCCCAAGCACGUGAGCCUUGUGGCGGCAGGGAACCGCUCACGGGUGCAAAGGCGUGGUUUCAGACUCACAGUUUUUCUUGACCUCACGUGCCCUGUGCCCAGACUUCGACGUGCAGAUCUUCUCGCAGUGGAUCCAAUUCGUGCUACUGGGGACUCUUUGGCUGGGCACCUGUGCGGAUUGGUGUCAACUCGGCCUUUGAGCAGUGUUUCAGGUUUGGUCCUGGAUUUUGAAGGUCGUGUUUUCGCGCUGCCCCGUGCCAGGCUUUGUUUUGACAUCGAGGCAUACUGCCCGGACCUUCGCUGUUUCCGUUGUCAUGGCCAUCAAUGCCAACUGAUCUUCGAGGUUUGGGUCCGAACUCGCCAAUCUGUCAGGCCCCCUGAUCUUUGGCCUAGCGAGGCCCGGACACCCCCCCCGUCCCGUGCCAGGAUUUGCGCGACUCGCGUUGCUUUUUUGUGUGCUUUUCCCAACCCCGUCAAGCCGCGCCGUCAGGCCCGUGUAUCUUUGGAAAUCGUGACCUCGUUGAGCCAGGCACUGCGAACUUUUGAGCUUCCGCCCGGGCCCUCGCCGCGCUCCAUUGUCAUGGCCAAGAGGUCCCGUGCAGGUUAUUGUCAUUUGAUCUUUGUCACCAAUCUGUCAGCCCCCUUGAGCUUUGACCCAGUGAAGCCCUGACGGUCCGUCCCGAGGGUCCCUGCGAUCUUUGUGGUUCCUGGGGUCCCUGGGUCCCUGGGCACGCGUGCGUCUGCAGGUGCCAUGAAGCAACGUCCUUCCAUCAAGACGUCUGGAUGUGGGUCAGCCAGUCUGACGGAUGGACGCUGCGAAGCCUUGCAAGGCUUGGCCCGACCGACCUUCAGGCCGCGAGUGAAAAGGAGGAGGAGCAUUUAAACCCGUGCGUUGGUGUUGCCAAAGAAGCCAGUCAAUCUUGUGUUUGCUCUGGAAACUUGGCUCGAGGGUAC